Messenger RNA from Lizanozyma spartinae, 1332 nucleotides. RefSeq lists its product as uncharacterized. The transcript has a single exon. The coding region runs from base 1 to 1332 and encodes 443 amino acids. The record is from RefSeq and is a predicted model, not a curated record. Gene Ontology annotation, molecular function: protein binding. NCBI's taxonomy places the organism in Eukaryota, Fungi, Ascomycota, Pichiomycetes, Serinales, Debaryomycetaceae.
AUGGCUAUACCAAAGAAGUCAGUAGCUGUGACUGAAAAGCCUAAGAAGACCCCGGAAGCCACAGAGAAAUCUCCCGAGUCUGAUGAAAAGCAUUCCAAUAUAUCAAAGGUCCAAUUCAGAAUAUUAGCAGGUUCUUAUGAACAUAAUCUUUUAUGUCUUUCAGUAUUGGUGGAUCCUAAGAACACUAAGCAACCAAUAUUCCAACCGAUUUUCCAUUUCCAAGCACAUGCUUUAAGCAUCAAGUCCAUCGAUGUUGCUAAAAGAUAUCUUGUGACAGGAUCUAAUGAUGAACAUAUUAGAAUUUAUGAUUUGCAAAAGAGAAAGGAGUUGGGAACGUUAUUGAGUCAUCAAGGUACUGUCACCACAUUAAAAUUCUCCAAAACCGCUAAGGAAGCCUCUAAUGAAACGGAAGAUGAAUCGUCAACCAAAUCAGGUAAGUGGUUAUUAUCUGGCUCUGAAGACGGGAAAAUUAUCAUAUGGAGAACCAAGGAUUGGGAAGUAUUUGGAACAUUGAAGGGUCAUACUGGUAGAAUUAAUGAUUUGGACAUUCAUCCUAGUGGAAGAGUUGCUAUUUCUGUAUCUCAAGAUCAAACAAUUAGGUUGUGGAACUUAAUGACAGUAAAGAAAGCAGCUGUAUUGAAAAUUAAAGGUAGAGACCAUUUGGGACAGAAUGGAGAAUUUGUCAGAUGGUCCAUUAAUGGAACACAUUUCUUAGUUGGUUUAUUAGACAAAUUGCUUGUUUAUAAGACCCAAGAUGCUAAAAUCUGUAAAAAGAUUAAGUUCAAAUCAACUUUGAUGUGCAUUGAAAUCAUAGAAAUUGAUGGGACAGAAUGGAUUGUUACAGGACACUCAAAUGGUUCAAUUGACUUUUAUGAUUUCAAAAAUCAAAUUAUACCGGAUGAUUCUAAUAAUGACGAAGUUGAAGAUGCUGAUGCUGAUUUUGUCACACCCACUUUUAGUUUACAAGGCCAUGCUAAUCGUAUUAAAGAUUUAUCUUUCUAUAAGGAUAAUGCUGAGACCGGAGGAAUUCCAUAUUUGGUUUCAGUUUCUUCAGAUGGUAAAAUAGUAGUUUGGGACCUAACUAAAUCUGUUCGUGAUCAAGUUGCCGUAUACGAUAGUGGUGAACGUUUGAACUGUGUUGUUGUAUCACCAGAAUCAGUUGAAAAAUCCUCUACGAUGAAGAGACGUUACAAUGAAAUUGAUACAGAAGGUGCCUUCAGUGAAUCUGAAUAUGAAACCGAUGGUGAAGAAAUCAAAAAAGUAUUGAAAGCAGCCACCAAGAAGGGAAGAAAGGGUAAAAAGUCAAAAAGAGUGAGUGUUCAAUUAGAAUAA